AUGACCUGUUUCUCCUUUUAUAGGAGCUUGCGAAACAACACCUUAACAUUCCCUACAACAGAUGGUCUCAGUCUUGGUGAAGGUCGCUGCCUACUGGAUCGGAAGGGGGGACCCGAAACCCCAAUCAGCAGACGCAACCGCAUGCAAGAGCCAUCAAGUGAACCACAUCCUAAAACCAUUUGUAUCCUUCACCCAUUUCCUAAUAGAACACCGGCUGCAUCCACUCCAUCACAAUCAGAGGGGUCAGCAGCCAAUGUCACUGUCCGCGAGACAACUAGAUCGUGCCAAUAA
This is a messenger RNA of Arctia plantaginis, 291 nucleotides long. NCBI's taxonomy places the organism in Eukaryota, Metazoa, Arthropoda, Insecta, Lepidoptera, Erebidae. The record is from the annotation of a GenBank genome assembly.